AUGUGGUACGUCAGCACUCGGGGGAUGACCCCACGUGUCAACUUUGAGGGAGCCCUCUUCUCUGGCUACGCUCCUGAUGGGGGCCUCUUCAUGCCUGAGGAGCUCCCACAGCUGGGCAGAGAGACCCUGUGUCAAUGGAGUACGCUGUCCUACCCCAGCCUGGUGAAGGAGCUGUGCGCCCUCUUCAUUGGCCCUGAGCUCAUGCCAAGAGAUGACUUAAAUGAUCUGAUCCAUCGAGCCUUCAGUAGAUUCCGCCACAAAGAGGUGGUCCAUCUGUCCAGGUUGAGGAAUGGGCUGAACGUGUUGGAGCUGUGGCACGGCGUCACGUAUGCGUUUAAGGACCUGUCCCUGUGCUGCACAGCACAGUUCCUGCAGUAUUUCCUGGAGAAGAGGAAGAAGCACGUCACUGUGGUUGUAGGAACUUCUGGGGACACAGGGAGUGCUGCCAUUGAGAUGGGUGCCAGUCCAGUUCUCCAUUUUUUUCUUUUGUUGUUUGUGCUUUUGGUGUCAUGUCUAAGAAGCCAUUGUUCUUCUCUCUUGUCCAAAGCUGGGUGCAUUGCCCAGAAGAUGGGCCUGCCCAUCCGCCUGGUGGCGGCAGUGAACCUCAAUGACAUCAUCCACAGGACUGUCCAGAGAGGAGACUUCUCUCUGUCGGAGACUGUCAAACCAACCUUGGCAUCAGCUAUGGACAUUCAGGUGCCCUACAACAUGGAGAGGAUUUUCUGGCUGCUAUCUGAUUCUGACAGCCAGGUGACAAGAACCCUCAUGGAGCAGUUUGAGAGGACCCAAAGUGUGAGUCUACCUAAGGAGCUGCAAAGCAAGCUUUCAGCGGCAGUGACAUCUGAGUCAGUGUCGGAUGAGGCCAUCACCCAGACCAUGGGCCGCUGCUGGGAAGAGAACCAAUACUUGCUGUGCCCUCACUCGGCUGUGGCUGUGAGCUACCAUUACCAGCAGAUGGACAGGCAGCAGCCCAGCCCUCCCCGGUGUUGUCUGGCCCCUGCCUCUGCAGCCAAGUUCCCAGAAGCUGUCCUGGCUGCUGGGCUGACCCCAGAGACUCCUUCGGAGAUCUUAACCCUGGAGAAAAAGGAGACACGCUGUACCCCAAUGCGGAAAAGUGAUGACUGGACACUGAUACUUCGGAACACAAUUGAGGACAUAGGCCAGCGGUGGACGGGUUACUGCCUGAAUGCCUCCGAAUAGCCAGGCUGGAGUUGGCAUCCUUUAGGCUUCAGACCCUGUGGUGGUGGUGGUGGUGGGAGGGGGUGCCCUUUGAGCUGCCUUGUGCAUCUUCUCCCUGUUAAGACUUGGUGUAGGAUGUUCCCAGGAGGCUGCUCAGUGGAGUCUGGAGCCAGCUGUCUUUGUUCUGCGCUCUCACCAUGGCGGUGUGGUGCCUGGUCACUAGGAAGGCUGGGUAGGGUUAUGGAUGGUUGUUGGAGGUGCCUACCCACCGCCAAACGGUGCGGGGGCAUCACUGCUGCAUGUGAAAGCUUCAGGGCCUUCAAAUGAAGAGCCUUAGGUACAGAGUCUAUCUCAGCUCCAGAGUUUAGGAUCCCAGACCCUAAACCUAUGCAGGUGGGGGCUGCUCACUUCAUUAGCAUAGGUCUGCGGCUCACAGUGUCAGAGCCUGUUUAUCCAGGGGUCCUUGCCUGCUUCUAUUCUACCCUGCUGAAAUGUUGGGAAUCCCUAGAAUACAAGUGCAUAUCCAGUGUGAUGGUGACUCUGCAUGGCUUGUGGGCAAAGGAUGGCAGCUGCCAAGUGGUGCUGGUGGUGCUGUGGUGUGUGCUACAUUCACCAGCUGCUUCAGAUUGGCCCAAUGUCAAGGGGACAGCAGGGCAGGCAGCAGGGCAGCCUGCACAGGUGGUGGUAGGGAACAGGGUUGAGGUGUGGGGAAGUGUGCUCCUCAAGGUGCAAACUGAGUCAAGUUCAUGUAUCAGGUUCACCUGAUGUAUCAGGUUCGUCAUGUAUCAGGUUCACCUACUUUAUUAAACCAGGGCAUAUGUCAUAGCCACAAGCAGCAAUGAUCCCUUGUUGACCACUAAAUAAAGCCCAGAUGCCUACAUUUCCAUAGGUACCUUCAGAAUCAUGCUGCCCCAGAGAAAUCAAAUCAUUCUUUCCUCUGAAAACAUGACUCCCACUCUCCCCUCUCCAUGCCUCCAACCCUGCACUUGCCUCUGUGAGACUGUCCUUUGAUGAAGCCACAAGACCCAUCCCACAGACUAUUGAAGUCUUGGUUCCUGUGUCUUGUUUGCUAUGGAGUUGGCUCUCAUCAGCCCAGCUAGAAAUAAUGAUUCCUAUUUUUGAACUCUGAAGUCAGAACUUUAACUGUAGGUUUCUUAAGGUAUAUAUUUCCCCCAUAUCCUAUUUUAUGGUUCUCUGCAUUAUCACCCCAUCUCUAAGCUUCUUGAAAAUGGGAACCAUUGUUUAACACAGUGGGCUGAAACUUUUUGGAUUUGCCCCAUUGAUUAAAAAAAUUUUAAUGUAUUCUCCCAACUUAUUGAUACUAAAUUAUGUAUACAUUACACAAACCAUGUGCUAAAAUAAGAAUGAAGGAAUAAUAAAAACUACAUUUCUCUGUCCUCCCCAUACUCCAUUGGGUUGUCUUGUGGGCCCGUCUUUGGCAGUCCCGUUUAAGCACAGUGCCUGGUGCAUUCUGUAAGCAGCCAGGAACCAGGGCCACAGCCCCCGUGAUGACACAUCUGCCUGACACUGCGGUGGUUCUCAGAGUGUGGCCCUGCGGCCUCCUUAAAACGCACACUCCAGGGUGGGGCCCCAACAUGUCCAGAGGCUGAUUUCUGGACAUGAGGUGGUCAUCCGUGGCUCUUUCAAAUUUCCCAAGUAAGACUUCUGUGCGUUCUAAUUUGCGAAACCGUGACUGGGGACUUUUAAGUUCACAAAUAGUUUUCUUUCACUGUGAGGUGUGCUUUAUUUUCCCAAAGGCAUGCUUAAUUCCUUCUGCUGCUUUCAUGAUCUACCCCCGCACUGUCCAGUUAGGUAGCCACUAGACACGUGUGACUGUUGAGCACUUGAAAUGUGAAUAGUACAACUAAGGAACUGAAUUUUUAAUUUUAUUUAAUUGUCAUUAAUUUACAUUUAAAGUUCAAAACUAUUACUUGGUUUGGUGAUUGAAAAACUUUUAAGUAUGUUGGGAAAAUGCUGGUAUGUGAAUCUGCUUUUUCAGCUGUGAAUUUUAUGAAGUAUAUAAAAUACAGAUAAGUAUUUCCAAUGAAAAUUUAUUUAGAACACUAAAAUAAAACAUUGAUGUAUGCUACAGUUGUAAAAUA
This is a messenger RNA of Hipposideros armiger (great roundleaf bat), 3281 nucleotides long. RefSeq names its product threonine synthase like 2 (gene THNSL2). Bases 1 to 1200 code for a protein of 399 amino acids. The transcript has 8 exons. Gene Ontology annotation, biological process: dephosphorylation; 2-oxobutyrate biosynthetic process. Gene Ontology annotation, molecular function: pyridoxal phosphate binding. The record is from RefSeq and is a predicted model, not a curated record. Lineage: Eukaryota; Metazoa; Chordata; Mammalia; Chiroptera; Hipposideridae.